AUGAAGGCAAUUGGAAAAGUGCUGUGCGCUACAGGGAUCGUAGCUGGCCUUCUAGCUUUCCUCUGGAAAGAUCCUUUUAACCCAGAGAGCUUGUCUGGUGCCCGCGUUCUCCUGACUGGGGCCAGUGCUGGGAUUGGAGAACAGAUGGCGUAUCAUUAUGCCCGAUUUGGUGCUGAAAUUGUUUUGACUGCUAGGAGGGAAGCUGUGCUGCAGAAGGUGGUGGAGAAAUGCCUGACACUUGGAGCAAAGAAAAUAUUUUAUAUCCCUGCAGAUUUGUCUUCCCCUUCAGAGCCUGAAAAGGUGGUUCAGUUUGCUGUCCAAAAGCUGGGGGGACUGGAUUACUUGCUGUUAAACCACAUUGGCGUGACCCGUUUCCAGAUGUGGGCUGGAGAUAUGGAAUACAUUCGCUGGCUCAUGCAGGUGAAUUUCUUCAGUUAUGUGGCACUCGCAACAGCAGCUCUUCCCACCCUGGAGAAGAAUAAAGGCUCUUUGGUGGUUGUUUCUUCCCUCGCAGGGAAAAUACCCACUCCCUUCACCACUUCCUAUUCUGCCACAAAGUUUGCACUGGAUGGAUUCUUCAGCUCACUGCGCCAUGAACUCAUAAUGCAGAAGAGAAAUGUCUCUGUCACACUUUGCAUCCUGGGCCUGAUUGAUACCGAUGCGGCAUUAGAAAAUACAAGGGGCAAAGUGCACCUAACUGCUUCUCCUGCUCCUGAAGCUGCCCUUGCCAUCAUCCAGGGGGGUGCCAUGCAGGUGCAGGAAGUUUUCUACCCAUGGUGGCUGCAGUACGUGUGCUGCCUCUGGGUUUUGUUCCCCAGUGACCGGAAUCAGGUUUUACAGAGUUACUUUAACUACAGCAGUCCUUAA
Molecule: messenger RNA, 867 nt
Organism: Mesitornis unicolor (brown roatelo)
Lineage: Eukaryota; Metazoa; Chordata; Aves; Mesitornithiformes; Mesitornithidae
Product: hydroxysteroid 11-beta-dehydrogenase 1-like protein
Exons: 7
Coding region: 1-867 (288 amino acids)
Cellular component (GO): intracellular membrane-bounded organelle
Molecular function (GO): oxidoreductase activity
Source: RefSeq, a predicted model, not a curated record